Molecule: messenger RNA, 672 nt
Organism: Erigeron canadensis
Lineage: Eukaryota; Viridiplantae; Streptophyta; Magnoliopsida; Asterales; Asteraceae
Exons: 2
Coding region: 1-672 (223 amino acids)
Source: RefSeq, a predicted model, not a curated record
AUGGCUAAAAAACAGAAUGACGGAUCUACUGUGAAGGAAGAGAGGUUUCAAUGGACCGCUAAGAUGGACGAAGCAUUCAUUGAAGCCAUGCUUAAGGAACAAAACGAGGGCAAUAGGAUUGAUGGGUCUUUCACACCACAAGCAUACACUAAUAUGGUGAAUGAUCUUACGGCAAAGUUGAACAAGGAUUUCAAAAAAGAGCAUCUGAAAAACAGAUUGAAAACAUUAAAAGAUCACUUUUCUCAAUGUUACGAUCUUUUUAGGGGGGUUUCAUUAAGCGGAUUUGCAUGGAACUCGGAGACUAGAUUAAUUGAGGCCGAAGAUGAGGUCUGGGAUCAACUCAUCAAUGAGAAGCCCGAAGCUGCAAAGUGGAAGACGAAAGAAAUAUGUCAUUAUGAUGAACUGCGACAAUUGUUUGCAAAAGAUAGAGCAUCAGGUACUUCAGCAAUAACUGCAAAGGAGAGGAGAAAGCAAAUCGAAAAUGAACGGAGAAUUGAAACAAUUCAAGAGGUUGAUCAAUUGCUUGAAACUAAUCAGGUUACCUUGGAGAAGCCUAUUACUCCAGAGGAAACUCAAGGUGCACCAACUACACCACUUUCACAACUGAAGCUUCCAACUAUAAGCAAAGAGAAAAAAAAAGAAAAGGAAGGUGGAAGAAGAAAAAAGUAUUGA